GAGCGUCGGUGCCACCGCGCUUCACACGCCGGGACAGGAAACUGUGAGACAUCUUCGUGUUGGUGCUGCAGACCCGAGCUUCAUCCUCUUCAUCAUGGCCGAGCAGUUUGUUGGAAACUGGACUCUGACUUCCAGCGAGAACUUUGAUGAAUACAUGAAGGCAAUCGGUGUGGGCUUCGCCACUCGGCAAAUGGGCAACAUGGCCAAACCCAACCUGGUGAUCAGCGUGGAGGAUGCUGGGCUCAUCUCCAUGAAGUCCGAGACUACUUUCAAGACCACAGAGAUCAAGUUCAAACUGAACGAAGAAUUCGACGAGACCACCGCAGACGGCCGAAAAACCAAGACCAUCUUCACUUUAGACAAUGGCAAACUCGUGCAGCUGCAGACGUGGGAUGGAAAGAAGACGACACUAGAGCGAGAGAUUCAGGAUGGGAAACUAUCAGCUAAAUGUAUCAUGGAUGACGUUGUGGCAGUGAGGACCUAUGAGAAGGCGGCUUAAUUCCCUUUUGUGUUCAAAGUUGUUCAGCCUGGACCCACCUGUUUCAUUUAAAAACACUCUAAAUGCACUGAGCUAUUGCCAAACUUGUCAAUAAAGUCUGAACUGUGAUACUAAA
Messenger RNA from Acanthopagrus latus (yellowfin seabream), 614 nucleotides. It is a transcript of the gene fabp4b, whose product is annotated as fatty acid binding protein 4b. Gene Ontology annotation, molecular function: fatty acid binding. Bases 95 to 499 code for a protein of 134 amino acids. Lineage: Eukaryota; Metazoa; Chordata; Actinopteri; Spariformes; Sparidae. Gene Ontology annotation, biological process: fatty acid transport. Gene Ontology annotation, cellular component: cytosol; nucleus. The record is from RefSeq and is a predicted model, not a curated record. The transcript has 4 exons.